ACCGGAAUUGGGUUAACUCAAUCAAGAAUAGGCAUAUUUUUCGAUUACAUUCUCAAUUUCUCUAUAAAGAAAAAUACAAAACUCUCUCUUUUUAUGGAUUUUGAAUUCCUGCACUCAUUUCAUGCAUUGAUGGCUAAACAAUACAAUUCCCCUUCCAAGAAUUCACUUCCUAAAUAUAUUAAUAAUGAAACUAAAAGUGAUUGGAUUAAAAGAAUGGUUAUCGAAAAAUAUAUAAAAUUUAUUAAUUACACGGAAUUUGAAGAUUUGAUUUUUCUUAAAACUGGUGGCUCGGGAAUCGUUCAUCAAGCGAAGUGGAAAAAUAAAGAAUAUGUUGCAAUAAAACAAAUUGCAAUUGCACAUGAUAAGACAACGAUUGAAAUGUCUGAUCAUGAAGAAUUAAUAAAAGAGUUAAAAGCCUAUCAUUUCAUUGACGAAGAGGGCCACAAAAACAUUAUUAAAUUCUUUGGUAUAUCAAGGGUUUGGGUUGGUGACGAAGAGUUUUCCCUUGUAUUGGAAUAUGCUGAUCUUGGUGAUUUACGAAGCUAUUUAUCUAGAAAUAUUUUAACGUGGGAACAAAAGGUUGAUAUUGCGCGACAUAUCGCAUGUGGUCUACAGUUUCUUCACAAUAAUGAAAUUUUACAUCGUGAUUUACACCCGGGGAAUGUGGUCAUUAAAAAUGACAAUACUCUUAAAUUUGGCAUUAGGGCAAUUAUUAUCGAUUUUGGUCUUUCCAAAAUUGUUUCUCGUAAUAGUAUAUCAGGCCAAGGCAUAAAAGGAAUUAUAAAAUUUAUGGAUCCUAUCAUAAUUAAUGAAUUUGAUGGGGAGUUUGGAGACAUGUAUACUUACUCAUCAGAUAUAUAUAGCCUGGGAUUUAUAAUGUGGGAUAUUUCAGGCAAUGGCCAAAUGUUAAAAAAUGAAAAUGGGCAGGUAGAAAUAAUAAAAAAAUUACGAGGAAUACAAGAAAAACCAGUACCUGGAUCCACCCUUUCUUACAUUGAGCUUUACGAGAAAUGUUGGGAUAAAAGUCCUGAGAAUCGACCUAAUAUUAACCAGGUUUGUGAAUUAAUUGAUAAAGAAGAUAUCAUAAAUGGCAAAGAGUGGAAAGAAACAAAUGAA
Molecule: messenger RNA, 1116 nt
Organism: Scutellospora calospora
Lineage: Eukaryota; Fungi; Glomeromycota; Glomeromycetes; Diversisporales; Gigasporaceae
Source: the annotation of a GenBank genome assembly